Populus trichocarpa (black cottonwood) is the source of this 801-nucleotide messenger RNA. RefSeq lists its product as uncharacterized. NCBI's taxonomy places the organism in Eukaryota, Viridiplantae, Streptophyta, Magnoliopsida, Malpighiales, Salicaceae. Bases 239 to 580 code for a protein of 113 amino acids. The record is from RefSeq and is a predicted model, not a curated record. The transcript has 3 exons.
GUAGUUAAAUCUGACAGAUUUCCCGGGAAGUUGUGAUUCUUGGUGAACAAAGUAGAGAAAGUCGUCGAGAUCCCUAAAACAGUAGCAAUCUUUUAGCAUCUGAUUAUCCUAUGCAUAACACUUGUAUAUAAACUAUUUAUUUAAAGGCCCAGUUUUACAGGUCUCUUCUUUUUUCCCCUUCUUCCUUGGCAAGCAAAGAAAGAGAUAAAGGGUUGCACAUACUUGAAGGACAGAAUUAAUGGAAACAUAUGGAGCUUCAACAGAUUCAACAUUUCCAGAGGCUGAUGUUGAUAAAGCAUUGAACUCAGCCCUAAACAAGAAGUUUGAAGUUGAUCCUGUAUCGUCAGAUAUUUCCACCACAAAGGAGAUCCAGCAGGGAUCUUCAAAUCAUGAGCUCAUGUAUACAAAAGGGGGGCUGUACAAGAAUGUGCACAAAGAACAAGAUGAGGCUGCACAAAAAAAGCAAAGGGAAAAGCAGGAUGCUUUGCAAAAUCUCAAAACAACCAUCUUUGUUUCAGCUAUCAUCGUCGCCGUUGCCGGGGCAGUAUUUGCCAUAACCAAAAAAUUGAGAGAGAAAUGAAAUCACUGGCCAGAUGAUAUUAUAAGCUCCGGCAAGUGUUCAGUUUUUUUCCUGGUAUCUUAAUCGUUUUUGAAACUAUUGUUUUGAGCUCACAAGGUAUUCUUUCUAGAGAACUAUUUUUUUACGAAGCAGUGAAGGAUGGGCAUGGAAACUCCACCUUGCUUUGUGAAGUGCUACAUUUUAUAAUAAUAAUUAUUAUCGAAGGAAACAAUUGAUGUUAA